CUAAACUUCUCUGCGGGCGCCUGGCUGCCUGUCGACGGACUCCAGCUCCUCUCCUCUCCGCCCAGAGCUCCAGAGCCACAGGACUCCCCCCGAGCCGCGGCCCGCAGUCCGCCAGAGAUGGCCUGGAGACAGCAAGAGGGCAGACAGAUGAAAGAACUCAUGCAACCUGAUAAAUACCCGAAUACCUCCAACCAGAAUCCGGACAGCAGAAGACAGCAUGGUGGAGAUCAAGGUGGCUGUCAGGGCGGGUCGUCCUCAUCCUUUUCAUCAUGUCCUUCAUCAUCAGACGAAACCAAGAAAGACCUGAAGAACCAGGAUAAGAAGACACAACACGGCAGGAGACUGGAUGGCCCUGAGACCAGCUCCUCUAGUGCAUCUUUUUCAUCACUGAAAUGUCAAGAGAACCUGAGGGUGACGACACAGGAUGGCAGUGGAGGUGGCGGCAGUCAGGCCAGCUCUUCUUCCUCUCUCCAUCCUUCUUCACCAACAAAAAGUGGCGGCACUGCAAAAGAAGCCUGCCAAGGCGGCGUGUCGAUGACACAGCAAGGCAGUGGAGGUGGUUUUCAUCAGAGUGGCUCCUCAUCUUCAUCAUCUGGCAGUUCUUCCACUCAACAGGGGAAACAUGGUGAAAAAGGCCCAGACAGCCAGGGGAUGAAGACACAGCAUGGCAGUGGAGGCGGUGAAGGUUUUGGCCAUGCCAGUUCUUCCAAUCCUCCGUCUUCUCCAUCAUCCCAGAGGUUUUGGAAUCAAAGUGACGAUCAGGGAGGGAAAGGUCCAGGAAAUCACUCGAAGACACAGUAUGGCAGUGGAGGCGGUUGGGGUUAUGGCCAUGCCAGUUCUUCCAAUCCUCCGUCUUCUCCAUCAUCCCAGAGGUUUUGGAAUCAAAGUGACGAUCAGGGAGGGAAAGGUCCAGGAAAUCACUCGAAGACACAGUAUGACAGUGGAGGCGGUUGGGGUUAUGGCCAUGCCAGUUCUUCCAAUCCUCCGUCUUCUCCAUCAUCCCAGAGGUUUUGGAAUCAAAGUGACGAUCAGGGAGGGAAAGGUCCAGGAAAUCACUCGAAGACACAGUAUGGCAGUGGAGGCGGUGAAGGUUUUGGCCAUGCCAGUUCUUCCAAUCCUCCGUCUUCUUCAUCAUCCCAGAGGUUUUGGAAUCAAAGUGACGAUCGGGGAGGGAAAGGUCCAGGAAAUCACUCGAAGACACAGUAUGGCAGUGGAGGCGGUUGGGGUUAUGGCCAUGCCAGUUCUUCCAAUCCUCCGUCUUCUCCAUCAUCCCAGAGGUUUUGGAAUCAAAGUGACGAUCAGGGAGGGAAAGGUCCAGGAAAUCACUCGAAGACACGGCAUGGCAGUGGAGGUGCUUCUGGUCAGACCGAGUCUUACUUCACUCCUCCGUCGUCUCCAUCUGACCCAAGCUUGAGAAGUGAGAGCUCAGCAGAGGAGUCCAAGUUUCAAGCGGUCGAGAAUCAUUUUGCAGAGGUAAAGGCUUCGUCGUGCUGCAGCUCCACCGAACUGAAGCGAAUUGAGGACUGCAGGGACGUCCUGGGAAUACUGAAGCCCAGCAAGAAGCACACUGUCCUCAUUGAUUGUGACACUUUCAACAACAAUUCCCGGAUCGUUCCUUUCUCAGGAGAGCACAAGUGGAAACCUAACUUUGUGAAGCUGCCGUGUUCACAGAUCCAAAGUCAAGGCAUGUUCAGUCAGGACUCCAGGUGGAAACAGAUCAAGAAACAACUCGGCAAUUUGGCUUCAAAACCAACGGCCAGCGUCCGAGACGUGGCGGAAGCCAUCCUCAGUUUCAACCCGAAGUACAAUGGCCAGUGGACGUUUGGAUCUCUCGACAACUUUGUUCGGUGCCUCCCCAGAACAGAAAAUUACGUUGACAGGCUGUUUCCAAAGAUCGCCAAGUUGGCCCUGAAGCUGCCGGACGAAGUGAAGACGGCCAUCCCUCUGCUGCGUAGCGGACACGUUGCAGCCAUCACUCUGUCACAGACUCAGAUCGCCUGUCUGCUCGCCAACGCCUUCUUCUGCACAUUCCCCCACCGCAACACCACCAGGCCCAACGCAGAGUACCACAACUACCCCAGCAUCAACUUCAGCAGUCUGUUUGGAAACCGGUUGGAGCGGAAGAUUGAGAAGCUGAGAGCCAUCAUGCAUUACUUCAACACCGUGACGGACAGCAAGACUGACCUGAGCGGACUGGUGACGUUUGAGAGGCGCCUCCUCAGAAAAGAUGAUGAACCUCAGUGGAAGAGCUGCACAGAGAAGAUCAACAGACUUUACGUCACAUCAGAAGGUCACAUUGAGAAGGAAGGUCGGGGUCUGCUGCAGGUGGACUUUGCCAACUGUUUGGUCGGGGGAGGAGUUCUGGGUUCUGGUCUCGUUCAGGAGGAGAUUUUGUUCAUCAUCAAUCCAGAACUCAUCGUGUCCCGACUCUUCACUGAGAGACUGCAAGACGGCGAGUGUCUCAUCGUCACAGGCUCGCAGCAGUUCAGCUCUUACUCGGGCUACUCGGACUCUUUCGAGUGGCUCGGACCCCAUGAGGAACGCCUGCACAGAGACGAGUGGCGCCGGCUGCAGAGGCAGAUCGUGGCCAUCGACGCAGUGCACUACCGGAACCCGAGAGACCAGUACAGCAUGGGCAAGAUCACUAGAGAGCUGAACAAGGCGUACUGCGGGUUCAAGGGUCGCCUCCACCACGACAAUCCCGACAUCGCCACAGGAAAGUGGGGCUGUGGAGCUUUUAACGGAGACCCUCAGCUCAAAGCUGUGAUCCAGCUGAUGGCGGCUGCAAAGGCCGGCCGAGGUUUGGCCUUCUUCACCUUCCAGGACAAACUGCUGGAGCGACAACUGCAGGGAAUGCACCACCUGCUGGUCACCAGCGGAAUUACAGUCGGCAAACUCUACGGACUCCUGCAGGACUACUGCUCCAGGCUGUAUGGCGGCGCCCACCUGGACCUGUUCAGCUUCCUCCAGAGAGCACUCAAGAGUGACUGGAGUCAUCUGUGAAGGGGGCGGGGUCAGGGUAGAAGUGGGUGGAGUCUGGUGGGUCUGAGAUCAGCUGUGGAGUCAUGACGAGUGGGUGGAGUCUGUUGUGAGAUCAGCCGUGAUGUGGGCAGAGUCACGAGUGGGUGGAGUUUAGUGUUGUGUGAGAUCAGCUGCGAAGUGUAAUGAGUGGGCGGAGUCAAAAAUCCUAAAAUUCUUUUGAUCACUGAAAAUCAAGUUUUUGUGUGAGAUUUCUUCUUCUGUGGUUUCUUGUACUUUUCCGCCGUAACGGUGAAUAAAAGCUGAUGUUGAGGUUUACUGAAGGAAACACGAGUUGAUUAGACAGUCGUGUGUGAACUCUGACCCCAGUGAAGAGACCCCAGGCUGGGAACCACUCAUAGAAUAAAAGCUUUUAUUAUUACUCACUCACCAGUCGGGUGUGAUAUUUAGGUAAGAAACUAUAUAAAAGUAAUUUACAGUAGAACUGAUGGAAAGUCUGCUAGUGUCUAUAUUCUCUGGUUUAGUGAAGAGCCUGAAGCCUGUCGGCUGCUUGAACUGAUAAUCUGCUCCACUGAUCACUGUUAAACCUUCAUGUUGUAAUCUGGAUGAAUUUCUGCUUUUAAUUUGAAAAUUAAUGAUAUAACAGUAUUAUGAUUAAAGCUUCUCAAGCCA
This is a messenger RNA of Salarias fasciatus (jewelled blenny), 3651 nucleotides long. Its product is annotated as poly(ADP-ribose) glycohydrolase-like. Gene Ontology annotation, cellular component: cytoplasm; nucleus. The transcript is spliced from 17 exons. Gene Ontology annotation, molecular function: poly(ADP-ribose) glycohydrolase activity. The record is from RefSeq and is a predicted model, not a curated record. NCBI's taxonomy places the organism in Eukaryota, Metazoa, Chordata, Actinopteri, Blenniiformes, Blenniidae. The coding region runs from base 118 to 3003 and encodes 961 amino acids. Gene Ontology annotation, biological process: nucleotide-sugar metabolic process; carbohydrate metabolic process; regulation of DNA repair.